AUGGCGGAAGGCUUCAUUUUACACCAAGAUAAAGGACCUAACGAGACUCUAAGAGAUGUAGCCCAAAGAUAUCUAAGUGAGCUUGCUAUGAGGUGUAUGGUUCAACUGAAUGAAGCUGAGAUCUACACUCCGCGUGAUAAGUUUGAUUCGUGUAGGAUUCAUGAUUUAAUGCAUGUUCUCUGCUCUGAAAAAGCUGAAAAAGAAACCUUUCUGAAGCGCAUCGAUGCUUCCAAAUAUCUGAAUGAUUACGUGUUAGCACUACCUCCAUCCGUUGGCAAUUCCGUAAGCAGAUUAGCCAUCACUCGUGAACACAAUGCGUAUAUAUCAAGUGUGAAGGGGUUAGAGGAAGUUAAAGAUCUUAGAUCCUUCAUGCUUCUUCACAAGAGGGAUUAUUGUUAUGAAUCCAUUAAGUUGGAAGAGAGUACGAUUGACUUUGAGAUGUCGCAAUGCUUGAGGAUAUUUGUGGCAAAAACGUUACCGAGGAAGGUGGGUGAACUGAUUCAUUUAAGGUACUUGAGUUUGAAGUGGUCUAAUGUGGGAAAGCUACCAAAGUGUGUAUGCAGCAUGCCAUACUUGCAAACCUUAGAUUUGCGAGUAUUCUUUUUGCAUGUCAUUAGAUUGCCAAAUGUUAUUUGGAAGAUGAAAAAGCUAAAGCAUUUGUUUCUCAAUGAAAUAAAAGUGAUUGGAGGUGGGAAACUAAGAUUAGAUGGGCUAGAUGAGUUGGAGACAUUAGUUGAGAUCAGAAGUGAGACUGCUCGCAUCGCAGAUAUCCCCAAAUUGACCAGCCUACAGACAUUGAGUGUUAAAGUUCGUGAUGAUUGUGAUGUGGAUAACAUGUCAAUUUUGUUGAGUAACAAAAAUAGACAAUUACGUGAGACUUGUGUUGAGGUUGAGUCAUGUGAUUUAAGUUGGGAGAAAGGUAUGGAGUUUUUAAGUGAUGGGUUGACGUCUCCUUCGUUGGUUAGUUUGUGUAUCAAAGAAUGCAAAAUCAGUGGAUGUUUUCCAUACUACACACAAGGGAUGUGUCAGAAUUUAGUAAAGUUGUCACUUAACGACCAGGAGGUUAAGGUAGACAUGAUGGAGUUUGGCAAGUAUCCCAUGUUGCAAUCUCUCUCGUUGUGCGGAGUCAAGAUGACAGGGACACUAAUUUGCCAGUCAAAGUCAUUCCCACAACUCAAGGAGCUUCAUCUUUCCUCCUUGUCCGCUUUAAAGGAAUGGGAAGUUGAAGAAAGAGCAAUGGCGAAACUUGUCGAUCCAUUCGUGCAGCAAUUUGAAGAAGGUUCCAGAAGGUUUGAGAUCCAUCUCCACUCUUCGAGAGAUGGUUAUCGGGCAAAUGCCAAUAGAGAAAGUCAGAGAACAAGCUUAUUUCCCAUUUGUCAAGAUUGA
Salvia splendens (bonfire salvia) is the source of this 1386-nucleotide messenger RNA. RefSeq names its product probable disease resistance protein RXW24L. NCBI's taxonomy places the organism in Eukaryota, Viridiplantae, Streptophyta, Magnoliopsida, Lamiales, Lamiaceae. The record is from RefSeq and is a predicted model, not a curated record. The coding region runs from base 1 to 1386 and encodes 461 amino acids. The transcript has a single exon. Gene Ontology annotation, biological process: defense response to other organism.